This is a messenger RNA of Carassius gibelio (silver crucian carp), 5161 nucleotides long. Its product is annotated as NACHT, LRR and PYD domains-containing protein 3. Lineage: Eukaryota; Metazoa; Chordata; Actinopteri; Cypriniformes; Cyprinidae. The transcript has 8 exons. The record is from RefSeq and is a predicted model, not a curated record. The coding region runs from base 301 to 3195 and encodes 964 amino acids. Gene Ontology annotation, molecular function: protein binding.
GCCGGAAGUGUAGUGAGAGUGAAACUUCUCGUCAUAUUAGACUGCCCGAGGCCUCUUGAACAUGCCGUAAAUGCACCAUGAGGAUACACUUUGUGUCGAAAAUGAAAGUACUACUUACCGAAUGUUAAAUCACAUUUCAAAACUGCCAUAAAUAUCACAUUACGACUGAUGAAAGUAUCCAGCCCACUACAAACGAUCGUUACGGCCCAUAACCAUUUCAAGCCUCAUGAAUUCAAAGGACACAGGCUGAACAUAUAAAAGAGAAUCACAACCCCUGAUGUCUAAAGCCAGUUUGUUAUUAUGGAGAACAGAGAGAGCAGUGAGAGAGUUUCAUCUUCUGAUUCCAGCUGUGUGUCUCUGAAGAGUGACAUUUCAUUGAUUCUACCUCCUUUUUUUAGUGAUGGACCAGUGACCUCUGACCCCAGAGUGUAUAAAGAAGGUCAGACUGGAGACCUGCAGCAGGAUUCUCCUGAACCAGUAAAUGAUGAUCUACAGAGAAUCAAAGACCAGCACAAAACCAGCAUGAGGAACAAGUAUGAGAGAUUAUUUGAGGGACUGAAACUCCAGGAGAAUGAAACCCUUCUGAACAGGAUCUACACACAGCUUUACAUCAUAGAGGGAGAUAGUGAAGGAGUGAAUGAAGAACAUGAGGUUUUACAGAUGGAGAAAAGAGCCAGAACAAAACACUCACAAGAUACUCCAAUCUACUGCAGUGACAUCUUUAAAGCCUCACCUGAACCAGGAUGUGAGGAGAGAGACCAAAUCAAGACUGUUCUUACUAAGGGCAUUGCUGGAAUUGGAAAAACUGUGUCUGUGCAGAAGUUUAUUCUGGACUGGACCGAGGGAAAAACCAAUCAGGAUGUAGAUUUCAUGUUUGUGCUUCCAUUUCGGGAGCUGAACUUGAUCCAAGAUGAUCAGUACAGUCUUCACAGACUUUUGCUGGACUUUCAUCCUGAACUUCAAGAUCUGGACUCAAAUAUUUAUGAGGAGUGUAAAGUUGUGUUCAUCUUUGAUGGUCUGGAUGAAAGCAGAAUCACACUGAUGUUCUCCGAUGCUCAGAAAGUUUGUGAUGUGACUGAGAUUUCAUCAGUGGGUGUGUUAAUGUCAAACCUCAUGAAAGGAGAGCUGCUUCCCUCUGCUCUCAUCUGGAUAACCUCCAGACCUGCAGCAGCCAAUCAGAUCCCCUCCGAAUACAUCCACCGUCUGACAGAAAUUCAGGGAUUCAAUGAGCCUCAGAAGGAGGAGUAUUUCAGGAAGAGAAUCAGUGACCAGUAUCAAGCCAGCAAAAUCAUCUCACACAUCAGAAGAUCAAGAAGCCUCCACAUCAUGUGCCACAUUCCUGUCUUCUGCUGGAUCUCAUCCACUGUGCUUCAGAGGCUCCUAGAAGAAGAUCUGAGUGCAGAAAUCCCUCAAACUCUGACUGAAAUGUACAUCCACUUCUUGAUGAUUCAGAUCAAUAUGAAUCAGAAGUAUAAGGAGCAAGAUCCAGAGAAACUCCUGCAGUCCAACAGAGAAGGGAUUGUGAAAUUUGCUGAAGUGGCUUUCAAACAGCUGAUGAAGUGCAAUAUGAUGUUCUAUGAGGAGGACCUGAUUGAGAGCGGCCUAGAACUCACUGACGACUCAAUGUAUUUUGGGAUUUGCACUGAGAUCUUUAAGGAGGAAUCUGUGAUUCAUCAGAGGAAAGUCUACAGCUUCAUCCAUCUGAGCCUUCAAGAGUUUUUUGCUGCUUUCUAUGUGUUUUACUACCAUAUCAAUGUAACUAUGGAGAAGCUGAAGAAUUUUGCUUCAGUACAAAAUCUGCUUAAAGGAGCAGUAGAUGAAGCCAUUAAAAGCAAAAAUGGACAUCUGGAUCUGUUCCUGCGUUUUCUGCUGGGCAUCUCACUGGAGACCAAUCAGAGACUCUUACAGGAUCUACUGCCACACACUAAGAACAGCUCUGAGUGCAUCAGACAAACCACACAUUACAUUAAAGAGAAGAUCAAAGAUGGACAUGGACUCUCCACUGAAAGAUCCAUCAAUCUGUUCCUCUGUCUGCUGGAAGUGAAAGAUCAGACUCUGUCCAGAGAGAUUCAGGAGUUUGUGAAAUCAGACAAACACUCAGAGAAACUCUCUCCUGCUCACUGCUCAACAAUCGCUUACAUGCUUCAGAUGUCUGAGGAGCCGCUGGAUGAGCUGAACAUCAAGGAAUACAACACAUCAGAUGAGGGGAGAAGACGACUGAUACCAGCUGUGAUCAACUGCAGAAAAGCCCUUAUUAUUGGCUGUAAUCUCACUGUUCAGUGUUGUGAGAGUUUGUCAUCAGUUCUUCAAUCCUCAAAAUCUGUCCUGAGAGAUCUGGAUCUGAGUAACAAUGACCUACAGGAUUCAGGAGUGAAGGUGCUCUCUGAUGGAUUGAAGAGUCCAAACUGUCAGUUGCAGAUGCUGAGGUUAUCUGGCUGUAUGGUGACAGAGGAAGGCUGUGGGUAUUUGUAUUCUGCUCUGAGUUCAAACACCUCACAGCUGAGAGAGCUGGAUCUGAGCUACAAUCACCCAGGACAAUCAGGAGUCCAGCUGCUCAACCACAAACUGCACGAUCAAAACUGCUCACUGAAGAUACUCAAUGUGGAUCAUGGAGGAGAGAUCAGGAUCAAAGCAGGACCACAAAAGUAUGCCCGUGAUUUCAGGCUGGAUCCAGUCACUACAAACAAUCGACUCAUUAUGUCUGAUGGGAACAGGAAGGUGAGGCGUGUUGGAGAGAAGCAGCCAUAUCCUGAUCUUCCAGCGAGAUUUGAUUAUGCUCCUCAGGUUCUGUGUGUUGAGAGUCUGACUGGACGCUGUUACUGGGAGGCUAAAUGGACUGGACGUGUUAAAAUAUCAGUGGCAUAUAUAGGAAUCAGCAGGAAAGGGGAGAGAUAUGACUCUAUAUUUGGAUACAAUGACAAAUCCUGGAGUCUGAACUGCAAUAAUGACAGAUUCACUGUCUGGCACUAUAAUAGCUACAGUGAUAUACCUGGUGUCCGCUCAUCCUCUAAUAGAGCAGGAGUGUAUGUGGAUGUGUCAGCUGGCACAUUGUCCUUCUACAGCGUCUCUGACACACACACACUCACACACUUACACACAUUCAACACCACAUUCACUGAACCCCUCUAUGCUGGAUUUGGGCUUUAUGAUGACUCUUCAGUGUCUCUAAGUCAGAUUACACACACACUUGAUUAGAUGCACAGACUAAGUGGUCUUCAUGUUACGAAACAAUACAAAUAAUAUAAUCAGAUGCACGACUUCAGUGGUCUGCCAUGAUGCUUUAAGCUUGGCAUUGACUAGUCUCUGGUCCUAUAGAGGGUGCAACAGGAUAAUACAUGACCCUAAUCAGGGCCGUAUUAAGACAGUGUGGUGGACACUAUACCUCAACCCCCCCCCCCCCCCUUCAGACAUAAUUAAGGUGAUAUCUCAAAUGUAAUUUUUUAACUUGUCCAACUACCGUAUUUUUGGACUAUAAGUCGCACAUAAGUAUAAGUCGCAUCAGUCCAAAAAUACGUCAUGUCAAGGAAAAAAACAUUUAAGUUGCACUGGACUAUAAGUCGCUUUUAUUUAGAACCAAGAGAAAACAUUGCCGUCUACAGCCACAAGAGGGCGCUCUGUUUUCAGUGGUAGACUACAGGAGCACCGAGCAGCAUAGAGCGCCCUCUUGCGUCUGUAGACGGUAAUGUUUUAACUUCAUUGGGAAACAGGGAUCGCUUCUGUGUCAUUGUCGUCCUGAGCUCAUUCUUUACUCGUUUUAAAACAAACUUUCAAUCCCUGGAACAUUUUGAAUUGUAGCUAAACGUCUAACAUCUUUGUCUUUCUUUAACUUUCUUUUUGCAAAACCACUCAAUUGACGUCUGUCCAUUUUGAUUCAUUUUCUGUAGCAGUUAAAAACAAUGACACAUUUGCGCGUACUUGUUGUGGACCAACUCAACUCUGACAGGGACAGAAGGGGGGGACUGAUAGUGGUCAUGUAAUCUUUAUUUAUUUAUAAUUUAUUAUUAUUAUUGUUGUUGUUGUUAAGUUAGUGUUCAUAAACUAGUUAUGUAUGGUCUUUCAAGAAUUUCAAGUUAAUAAUAAAACAAUUUACGAAAAAUAUUUUUAAAGCUUGUGUCAUGUGGUGCCCCCCUAGUUGUUGUGAAUGGUUGGUGCCCCUGGGCACUGGCCCAAGUGCCCUUAUGGAUAAUCCGGCUCUGAUCCUAAUGCACUGCUGCACUACACACAUAGGCUACAUACAGUAGUGCACAUCGUGCGCGCACAGAAUCAUUCAGCACGGAAAUGUAUUAUCAACACUGUUCUGUGAUUUCUCAGUAAAAUAGUUUAGAAACUAAAAAAGUUAAAGCAUAUGUUUCUUAAUAACUAAAUACCACAGCUUCACUCCUAGUAGAGAGACGUUGCCAGGUAAAAUUAAUUUACACACGCAAUUGCUCUCACUAAUGCAUUCAUAGGAAUGUAUUAUACUUUUUCUGUAUCUGAUUUAGAACGAUCAUAAAUCUGUGAGAAAUAUAACAACCCAAACACAAAAGAACUGAUAAAAAUUAGAUGCUACAGGAGCAAUAGCCAUGUGGGCAGUGCUGUGUCAUAUGCCAUAGAUGUGCACAAGGUGUUCAUGGCAGCUCCAGACUUAUUGUUCAUUAAUGUCAUCCUCAGUGACUAGUCGACUUCAACUUGACUUUCACCACAUAAAAGUUGACUUUAAAAAUCAGAAGUCAUUCAACCCCAAAUGCACACAAAGUCAUCAAAUAUCACAUAAUUAUGGGCCAAGCACUGCAGAUUAGUAGACAUGUCCUGUAUCCAUUAGUAUGCUUCUUAUUAUUAGGGAAUAAGAAUUAUUUACCUCUUUUAGUCAUUAUUUUUGUUUUUCUUAUCAUUAUAAGUAGGGGCCUUAUUAGGGUCUUCUUAUUAGAGGCCAAGCACUGAAGUUGUAUAGGAACAGUCUCAAUAUUAAUCCUAGCAAGUUGAGUCUCUUACGCAAACCAUACAAUAUCUAAAACGAUAUCCUUAUUGUCGUCCAUGUAUAAUUUUAUCGUAAAAAGAUAUAUUUAACAAAUGAAUUGGUGUAUCAUCAACAAACUUUGUACUGCCAUCAGCACCAUACCCUGAAGGUACUCAAAAACAUUUGGGAAAGUGCCAUCUUGAGGUCAAAAAUUGUAUUAAAAAA